Messenger RNA from Acaulospora colombiana, 167 nucleotides. The record is from the annotation of a GenBank genome assembly. NCBI's taxonomy places the organism in Eukaryota, Fungi, Glomeromycota, Glomeromycetes, Diversisporales, Acaulosporaceae.
GGCCGGUUAAAGAUAUGAAAUCCGAUCUGCUAAAUCUUCAUGCGGCAGUACACUUGAAAAUGAACGCUUUUGAGACACCUACGGACCGAAUAUAUUUGGCGAUGUUCAGAAAUCGAGGCCCCGGGCAUUUCGAGGGUAAUUACAUGGCCGGCAGUUUCUUAAGCUAG